AUGCAAAGCAACGCGGGAGAAUGUGAGUCCCCUACACUCAAGCGAUCUAAAAUCAGCUCAAUGCUGCAGCAGCCAGAUGUCCGAGACAAAGUCCUCGAGUCUUUGGCGGCCCAAGGAAUUCCAUCACAUACUCCAUGUCUGAAACUAGAAAUUGCAGAAAAUCAAGGGAAACGGUUUUCUAUGGAGCAAAAUGAUGUGACCAACGUUUUCGAGGAAUUCGGAGAAAUUCAGAGCUUGAGGGUCUUUGAUAGCAUUGCGUUGAUCCUUUAUAAGGACAUCGUCUCUGCUUAUUUCGCACAAAAAGUGCUAAAUGGGCGGCAACUACCAGGGUUUAAUUUGGUUCUACAAGUAAAUUGAUAUCACAACCAAGAAGAAACCUCUCGCAUCCCUCUUCAAGACUUAUCAAUAAAUACGUCUGAAAUUACUCGAGCAUCAGAAAUCCCACAACCCAUAAAAUUCACAUGUCGAUUUGACAUCCAAAUUGAUAAUGACAAAGAAUUCCAAGUCGCCAGAAGACUAAUUGGCCCAAGAGGCUCUAAUAUGAAAAAAAUUGUAGAAAGGUGCUGCAAAGGUGUACAAGGCCAAGCACAUGAUAUAAUUAAAUUAAGACUCAGAGGAAGAGGAUCAGGGUUUAAAGAAGGCCCAGAUAAAGAAGAAAGCGAUGAGACCUUACAUAUGUGUGUCAGCUCAAAAUUUGAAGAUAAAUAUGAAAUUGCUUUAGUCGAAGUCGAAAAAUUAAUUAACCAGGUUUAUGCGGAGUAUAGAGAUUUUUGUUUAGAAAAAGGGAAACCAGACCCGAAGCUGAGAGCAAAAAAAAUUGAAAAUGUGUCAGGAAGGACCAUGAACUUUCCUGUUGAAAAAAUCAGAGAAAUUGAAGAAUUGGAUUCUUCAGAAAUUGAUAUUGAAGAGUUAUACCAGUUUGAUAAUUUUUUAUGCUAUAAUGAUAAAUUCAAAUAUAUUUCAUAUAUAAAAUAGAUUCUGGCCUUGCUAUCGCAAGGCUAAAUUAAAAGAAAAAGGAUAAUUGAUAUUAGAAAUGAAGCCAGACGACAAUGUAACUUCCAAGAAGCAGACAGAAUCAGAGAAAUUUUAAAGAAAAAAGGCGUCAUUUUGACUGACGAAAAAGGAGCCAGAGGAAGAGGCACUGAAGUCACUUCUUGGAAACAUAAGAAAAACCAAUAG
Messenger RNA from Blepharisma stoltei, 1179 nucleotides. Lineage: Eukaryota; Ciliophora; Heterotrichea; Heterotrichida; Blepharismidae. The record is from the annotation of a GenBank genome assembly.